GGGCACUAACCGAUAUAUGGCAGCGAUCGAAACCGAGUACCGGCACGUGUACAUCGCCGACGCGCUCCGCAACGCCGCGCUCGGGCACGCGUCCAACUACGUGCGCACGGCCAAGUACUCGAGCUGGAGCUUCCUCCCGCUCUUCCUUUUCGAGUCGUUCCAGAAGGUCGGGAACGGGUACUUUCUACUCGUCGCCGUCCUCCAGUGCAUCCGCGCCAUUAGCAACACGAACGGCGUGCCUGCGACCUUGCCGACACUCACCUUUAUCCUCUGCGUCGACGCCACCUUUGCGAUACUCGAGGAUCUCAAGCGCCGCCGCGCCGACCGCAUCGCCAACGGCCGCGCCACGCGCAAGCUCGCGGCCCAUGGCGCUUUUGUCGAAGUGCUUUGGGCCGACAUCCGCGUCGGCGACAUUCUCGAGAUCCGCAACCACGAGCCGAUCCCAGCCGACGUCUUGCUCCUGAGUGUCCCCAAUGACGUGGGCAGUAGCACGUGCUAUGUCGAAACCAAGUCGCUCGAUGGCGAGACCAACCUCAAGCAGCGCCAAGCCGUGCCGACGACGCAGCAUGCGACAACACCGUCGACGCUCUCGGCCUUGCGCGGCCACGCGACCGUCGAGCGACCAAAUCACAGCAUCCACACGUUUCAAGGUGUCUUGCAUGUGGUCCACGCGUCCGAUACGACGCCGGCCGCCUUGUCGACAUCCAACAUGCUCCUGCGCGGGUCGACCUUGCAGAGCACGGCCCGUGUUUAUGGCCUCGUCAUCACCGCGGGCAUGGAGACGAAGAGCAUCAAGGGCAAUCGGCCGACGCCGUCCAAGCGCAGCGCGCUCGAGCGACGCAUCAACUUGUACGUGCUCGCGCUGGUCGGCCUCCUCGUUGUCUUUUGCACCGGCGCCGCCACCGCCAGCGUGCUCUGGACAUCCUCGGCGCAGUCGGCUCACUACCUCGGGCCAGAGUUGCGCGCGAGCUGGGUCGUCACCUUCUUUUACUACUUUCUCCUCAUGUACCAGUUCGUGCCGAUUUCGCUGUAUGUUUCGAUGGGCACGGCCAAGUUUGCGCAAGCGAGGUUCAUCGAGUGGGACCUCGGCAUGUACCACGCCAGCAGCAACACCCCGGCGGCCGUGCGCUCGAUGGGGCUCAACGAAGACCUCGGGCAGAUCUCGCACCUCGUGACCGACAAGACCGGCACGCUGACGUCCAACAUAAUGCAAUUUCGCAAGUGCAGCAUCAAGGGCGUCGCGUGCGGCGCGCGCUGCGACCGCCCCAAACCGAUCAAGCGCAACUCGACCAAGGUCCACGUGCCCAUGUCGUCGCCAGCCUUUGAUGAAAGCGCGCUCGUGGAACUGACCAACAUUGCCCACAGCCCCGACGGCCGGCGCUUCUUCAUCCUGCUGGCCGUGUGCCAUACGGUGCUGCAGGACGAAGAUGGCGCGUACUCGGCUGCCUCGUCCGACGAGCUUGCGCUUGUGCUCGGGGCGAAAGCGGUCGGCGUGGUCUUUACGUCGCGGUCGCCGACGACCAUUAGCAUCACGGUGCACGGCAACGAGCUCACGUUUGACAUCCUCGCCGUCCUCGAAUUUGACUCGAACCGCCGACGCAUGUCGAUCGUGCUGCGGGAUAUCGCCAACGACGUGAUCGUGGUCUACACCAAAGGCGCCGACGUCAACGUGGCGUCCGUCUUGCGUCGUCCUCUCAGCGAGAGUGCAGUAACAAUGCGCGCCGACACGAUGCGACACGUGCAAGACUAUGCAGGCGAAGGUCUCCGAACACUCCUCUGCGCGUACAAGGUCGUCGACGAAGCGUGGUACCUUGGCUGGGCCGAGCGGUACGCGGCCGCGGCUCAGUCACUACCGGAUGUCGACCGGCGGCAGAAAGGCCUUCCGAACGCCAUCGACAAGUGCUUCGCCGAGAUGGAAGCCGAUUUGGAGCUGCUGGGUGCGACGGCGAUCGAAGACAAGUUGCAGGAUGGCGUUGGCGAGACGCUCCAGGCGCUCCGGGCCGCCGGCAUCAACCUCUGGAUGCUCACAGGCGAUAAGGAAGAGACGGCCAUCAACAUUGGCCGCGCGACGCAUCUCAUUUUGCCAGAAAUGCGGUGCCUUGCCGUCUCGGAAGCCAGUGCAACCUCGGCGGCGCUUGCUUUGGCCGAGCUCACGGCACUCAGAGCGCAGCUCGAGGCCCGGGGCGCCAUCACCAUUGCCCGCCCUACGCGCCCCCCGCCAGGACGCCGCCGCACCACGAGCGCCACCUCAGUCACGGACUGGUCCAAGUCGCGCUGGACGUUGACAGCGUCGCGGAUCUCGAUCCGUGCGCCGUCCGUCGUCGCUGAGACGGGCCACGCGCUCAUCGUCACGGGCGCGAUCCUCGACCACGUGUUCUCGAAUGGCGCGUGCUCCGACAUGUUUGGGGCCGUCGCUGAGCGCUGCUCGACGGUGAUUGCGUGUCGCGUGUCGCCGGCGCAAAAAGCGAGCCUCGUGCGCCUCCUCAUGCGCUUGGAUCCCACGAGCCGCGUGUUGGCGAUCGGCGAUGGCGCCAACGACGUGCCGAUGCUGCAGGAAGCCCACGUCGGCGUGGGUAUUUCGGGCCAAGAAGGACUCCAAGCCGUCAACGCAAGCGACUAUGCAAUCGCCCAGUUUUCGUAUUUGCGGAAUCUGCUCCUCGUGCACGGUCGCUCCAACUACGAACGUAUUUCCAAGCUCGUCUUGUACAUUUUGUACAAGAACAUUCUGUUGAUCACGGCGCAAUUCUGGUUUGCACUCUUCACCGGCUUUUCGGGUCAGAAACUGUACCUCGAAGUCGGCGUCCAGCUCUACAACGUCGCGUUCACGUCGUUGCCGAUUGUGCUUCUUGCGGUGCUCGACGCCGACUUGCCGCGGGAGCUUGUUUUGCAGCUGCCGUUUCUCUAUAAGGCCGGACCGAACCACUUUCACCUAAACCACGGUCGGUUUGCCAUUGCAAUUGGCUCGGCGCUUCUCGAGUCCCUUUGCCUCACGAGCUGCGCGGUCGCGGCGCUCGAGAAGAGCGAUGUGCAUGGUGCAUCGCCGGGGCUGUGGCUCCUUGGCAUGGUCGUGCUCACGAGCGUCAUCGUGCUCGCGAACCUCAAACUCGUGUGGUGGCAGCAUGCGAUUCUACCGGCGAACGCACUCGCCUAUAUCUCGUCGAUCGGGCUAUGGGGGGUUAUAGCUGUUCUCUGCUCCGAGUGGUUUUUCUUAUCGGGCUUUGCGUGGGAGCGCAUGAUGGACGUUGGGACGUCGCUUCCGGCGGUGUGGCUCACCUGGCUCUUGGUGGUCGUCACGCUGCUGCUGAGCACGACCGUUGCACUACGCGCCUUUGCGACCAUGGUCCACCCAACGUGCAGCGACAUUGUCAAGGAAAUCCAAGCGUUCCGCGCGCCCAACGCCGACGUUGGGCCGCUCGUACAAGGUCUGGUCAACAGUGUCAAGGCGGUCCCUGCCACCGACUCAAAGAGCCCGGCGCGCCUCGCGCCGAAUCCAUCCCUGCUGACGAUCCACGACAACUCGGGCAGCUCGCGAGCGAUUUUGCAUCGCCAGGACGACCAGGCGUAAGGCAAACUGAAGGCAUGCAAUGGUUUGGAACUCGUGACGUGGCAGCCCCAGGAUCAUUUGCGACAUGCCUCGGCUGCGAGGCGGUUUGCAGGCCUCCAUCAUCGCUGCAAGUGUGUGUGUGGGCGGCUAUGGCUGUGACGGUGAGCGUCGCACUAGUCCAGUGGUCUUGUGGCGCUGAUGCACAACGAGUCCGAACAAACCCAUUGCAUGUCAACUGGUUCUAGAAUGUAUGUUUUAAACAUAGUGUUUAAAACAUGUUGCAGUGUUGACAGC
This is a messenger RNA of Saprolegnia diclina VS20, 3838 nucleotides long. RefSeq lists its product as hypothetical. The transcript has a single exon. Gene Ontology annotation, molecular function: ATP hydrolysis activity; ATPase-coupled intramembrane lipid carrier activity; ATP binding. NCBI's taxonomy places the organism in Eukaryota, Oomycota, Saprolegniomycetes, Saprolegniales, Saprolegniaceae. Gene Ontology annotation, cellular component: plasma membrane. The record is from RefSeq and is a predicted model, not a curated record. Gene Ontology annotation, biological process: phospholipid translocation. The coding region runs from base 17 to 3565 and encodes 1182 amino acids.